This is a messenger RNA of Trematomus bernacchii (emerald rockcod), 2002 nucleotides long. Its product is annotated as target of Myb protein 1-like. Gene Ontology annotation, cellular component: endosome; membrane. The transcript has 15 exons. Lineage: Eukaryota; Metazoa; Chordata; Actinopteri; Perciformes; Nototheniidae. Gene Ontology annotation, molecular function: phosphatidylinositol binding; ubiquitin binding; clathrin binding. The coding region runs from base 147 to 1628 and encodes 493 amino acids. The record is from RefSeq and is a predicted model, not a curated record. Gene Ontology annotation, biological process: signal transduction.
GUGUGUUUCACGUGACCACUCAGAGAGCCCGUACGCCUCUGAAGCAGCAGCGGACUCUGGAAGCAAAGGAAACACAGCAGUUUGAGCUCAGUAGCUGCCGAAUAACUUUCACACAGUUGGAGUGGUCGCUGCUCAUUGUUCCAAAGAUGUUUUCACUCGGGGAGAAAAUUGAGUUUCUCAUAGGAAACCCCUUUUCGACGCCUGUUGGUCAGAGAAUCGAGCGAGCGACCAGCGUCUGUCUGCAGUCGGAGGACUGGGGGAUCAACAUGGAGAUCUGUGACAUCAUCAACGAGACGGACGAGGGGCCCAAAGAUGCAGUCAAAGCUAUCAAGAAGAGAAUCGUAGGAAACAAGAACUUCAGAGAGAUCAUGUUGGCCCUUACUGUUCUCGAGGCCUGUGUGAAGAACUGCGGCCAGCGCUUCCACAUUCUUGUGUCGUCACAGGAGUUUAUUGAAGGAGUUUUGGUGCGAUCCAUUCUGCCCAAAUAUAACCCCCCCACUGCCCUGCAUGACCGUGUGCUGAGCCUCAUACAGUCGUGGGCAGAUGCGUUUCGAAGCUCUCCCUCCCUGGCGGGGGUGGUGUACGUAUAUGACGACCUGAGGAGACGCGGUCUGGAGUUCCCCAUGACAGAUCUGGAUGCUCUGUCCCCCAUACACACUCCCAAUAGGAGUACCCCAGAAAAUGAGACUCCUGAAACAGCCCCCGCUGCCGCUCCCACACCUCAGUCAGAACCACAACCAGCUUCCAGUGUCCCCCCUCAGAGUACUUCCCCUCCGGACCAGAGGGGUGAGGGGCCGGGCUCCCUCUCUGCACAACAGGAACAGAAGCUACGAAGUGAGCUGGCGCUGGUGAAGGGGAACCUCACUGUGAUGUCAGAGAUGCUGAAUGAGAUCUCGCCUGGGCAGUGCAAGCAAGAUGACAGAGAGCUGCUACAGCAGCUGUACUCGGUGUGUAAGAACAUGCAGAGUCGAGUGGUGGAGCUCAUCCCCCAGCUGCUGGAUGAAGGGUUCAUUGGAGAGCUGCUAGUGAUCAACGAUGACCUCAACAACGCCUUCAUCCGCUACGAGAGGUUUGACAGACUGAACAAGGCUCAAGUGUCAAAUAGCCCACAGCAGAGCUCUAGCACCACCACUAACCUCCUGGACCUCAGCGCUGAACCCCCCUCUCUCAGCCAACCUGCUGUCAUCACAACAACCAGCCAAUCAGCAGACAGCGCUCCCGACAAUCAACAUCAAUCAGCCAACCACAAAGAGGAGGAGGAGUUUGACAUGUUUGCACAUACAAGAGGAAGCUCCCUGGCUGACCAGAGGAAAAGUGUCAGGUAUGAGGACCCAGGGGCUGUGGAGGGCCUCGCUGGAGCUCUGGACACCAGGUUGCAGGUCACAGGAGGGGUGGCGCCAGCAAAAAACUCCCUGCAGAGUGAUGUUGACAGAUGUAAUGAUAUGGAAGAACACUCUUCAGUUAGCGAGGGGGUGUCCAGUGAAGAGUUUGAUAAGUUCCUGGAAGAUCGAGCCAAGGAAUCAGACCACAGCGCCCCGAUGAUUCGCAGCGUACCCGCCUCCACAUCGAGACCUCCUCCACAAUCUGCCCGGCAACAGGAAAGAUCAGACCAGCUUUUCUCACUUUGAGUGCGAGGACAAAAAAAGAGGCGGGUGGAUGUGAAGGUCAACCUAAACGCAACAUUUCAUUGAAAUAUAAUCACACACAUGCUGUGUUAAGUCAGGCUUUCUUAAAAGAGCGCACACACACAAACAUAUUUCAGACCUGACGCCUAAUCAACUAAAAAUGCAAUAUUUCUUAGUUCAUGCCUGCUGUUUGUGUCUUAAUGUAACUAUAUGUAACUGUAUUUAUAAGGUGUAUUAUUAUGUUGAUGUAAAGAAAACUUAAAUUAGAAGUGUUUACAGUAUAUGUUGAAUGUAUUUGAUAUUACGCCAUGACGUGCCUUUGACAGCUGAUUUUCCGUAGAUGAGAAUAAAUGGGGUUAUUGUCCUACUAACCUUUA